AUGAGCCACAGCCACCGUGUGGUGGCGAGGAUGCAGGAGAGGGUCAAGAAGAAGCGCGCCCCACAGCCCAGAGCGCAAGGUUUGCGCUGCCAGGGGCCCAAAAUAGCUUUGGGCCGGCGGAGACUACGCGGGACAGGGGCUUGGCAGCGAGCGCGCCGUUGCCGGAGGUCCUGCGGCGGCGGCCCGGAGCGCGGGCGGGGGCAGAGCGGGGCGGGGGCGCGGGGCCUCGGGCGGCCCUCGGGCUGGGCCACCGGGCGGGUCACUCGCUCGCAGCCUGCGGAUCCCCAGCUGCGCCUCCACCGCCGGCCUGGCCGCCGCUCACAGGCUCUCACUCGCUCCCAGUCAGGCCCCAAUCGCUGUCGGCAGGCUUUGCUGCGGAUUGGCAUCAAUAUGAUGGCGCUGCCUGGAGGCCGCCACCUGGACUCCAUCCCUCUGCCGGGUCAGCGGCUGCACCUAAUGCAAGUGGACUCAGUCCAGCGCUGGAUGGAGGACCUGAAGCUGAUGACGGAGUGUGAGUGCAUGUGUGUCCUGCAGGCGAAGCCCAUCAGCCUGGAGGAGGAUGCCCAGGGUGACCUCAUCCUGGCAGGUGGCCCUGGCCCUGGAGACCCCCUGCAGCUGCUGCUCAAGCGGGGCUGGGUCAUCAGCACUGAGUUGCGCAGGAUCGGGCAGAAGCUGGCCCAGGACCGCUGGGCGCGCGUCCACAGCAUGAGCGUGCGUCUGACCUGCCAUGCCCGCUCCAUGGUCAGCGAGUACAGCGCUGUCAGCAGGAACUCCUCGCAGGAGAUGAGCCAGAUUGAGAAACUGCUAAUGGAGAAGUGUUCAGAGCUGUCAGCGGUCACAGAGAGGUGCCUCCAGGUGGAGAAUGAGCAUGUCCUGAAGUCAAUGAAGGCCUGUGUGAGCGAGACCCUGAGCACUCUGGGCGAGCACUUUGGCCAGCUGCUGGAGCUGGCCCUGACCCGGGAGGUGCAGGCACUGGUGAGAAAAAUCGAUGCCUCGGACAAUAUCUACACCACAGAGUCCACCACGGGGAACCUGUUCAGCCUGACCCAAGAGGGGGCUCCCUUGUGCCGCAUCAUAGCUAAGGAGGGUGGGGUCGUCGCGCUUUUCAAGAUCUGCCGGCAGGACACUCUCCGGUGCCUCUACCCCCAGGCCCUCCGCACGCUGGCCUCCAUCUGCUGCGUGGAGGAGGGUGUCCACCAGCUGGAGAAGGUGGAUGGUGUUCUAUGCUUGGCUGACAUUUUGACCGACGACAGCCACUCAGAAGCCACGCGGGCCGAGGCUGCGGCCGUGGUGGCCCAGGUCACCUCCCCACACCUGCCCUUCACCCAGCACCUCAGCAGCUUUCUGGAGAGCAUGGAGGAGAUCGUGACAGCUCUCGUUAAACUGUGCCAAGAGGCCUCGUCUGGGGAAGUCUUCCUGCUGGCCUCGGCGGCCCUUGCCAACAUCACCUUCUUUGACACGAUGGCCUGUGAGAUGCUCCUGCAGCUGAAUGCCAUCCGCGUGCUGCUGGAGGCCUGCAGCGACAAGCAGAGAGUAGACACGCCUUACACCCGGGACCAGAUUGUGACCAUCUUGGCAAACAUGUCUGUCCUAGAGCAGUGUGCCUCCGACAUUAUUCAGGAGAAUGGGGUCCAACUUAUCAUGGGCAUGCUGUCUGAGAAGCCAAGGUCUGGGACCCCUGCCGAGGUGGCGGCCUGCGAGAGAGUCCAGCAGAAGGCUGCAGUGACCCUGGCCCGUCUCAGCCGAGACCCAGAUGUGGCACGGGAGGCCGUGCGGCUGAGCUGUAUGUCCCGCCUCAUUGAACUCUGCCGCUCGCCCUCAGAGAGGAACAGCAGUGACGCCGUGCUGGUGGCCUGCCUGGCUGCUCUGCGUAGACUGGCCGGUGUCUGUCCCGAAGGCCUCCAGGACUCUGACUUCCAGCAGCUGGUCCAGCCCCGGCUUGUGGACUCUUUCUUACUCUGCAGCAACAUGGAGGAGAGUUUUGUGUAGCAAGUGUGGGAGACGAAAGACAUUCAGCAUCAUUCUCAAGACCCUAUCUGAGUAUAUUCUUAUGAACGUACUUGAUUAUACACCAGCCCUUCACCUCCUUAUUUAUACUUAAUUUAUUUUUUAUGUGAAAUGAACAGAGGGCUAAAUGUUCUGGCAACAUCAUCAAGCAGUCUGUGGUCUUUGGGAGUCUUUUUUUUUUUUUUUUAAUUUUUUGACUUCUGUGACCUUUUAGUUGCAGAUGUUGAAAUGCAUAAUGGCUAAUAUGACAGAUUGUCAUGGGUGAUUUCACUUCCUCUUGCUUUCUCUACUCUCAAUAUGUAAUCUUGCAUCCUUUUUAAAAAAAUUUGAGAACCAGAGUAUUUUAGCUGCCCAGCAGUUUUUUUUUAAAUUAGAUUUGUUCUUUCUAAAAUAUUGUAAAUGAAUUUCAUAGUUGGACAGACUAUACUGGAAGGAAAUUCUAGUUUUAUUCUUAAUAAAUGUAAUAUAAAAAGUUU
This is a messenger RNA of Bubalus bubalis (water buffalo), 2483 nucleotides long. RefSeq names its product INSC spindle orientation adaptor protein (gene INSC). The transcript is spliced from 14 exons. Lineage: Eukaryota; Metazoa; Chordata; Mammalia; Artiodactyla; Bovidae. The record is from RefSeq and is a predicted model, not a curated record. Bases 1 to 1989 code for a protein of 662 amino acids. Gene Ontology annotation, molecular function: protein binding; cytoskeletal adaptor activity. Gene Ontology annotation, biological process: regulation of asymmetric cell division; establishment of mitotic spindle orientation; apical protein localization. Gene Ontology annotation, cellular component: apical cortex.